This is a messenger RNA of Diaporthe amygdali, 774 nucleotides long. RefSeq lists its product as uncharacterized. The record is from RefSeq and is a predicted model, not a curated record. Gene Ontology annotation, molecular function: triose-phosphate isomerase activity. Gene Ontology annotation, cellular component: cytosol. Gene Ontology annotation, biological process: glycolytic process; glyceraldehyde-3-phosphate biosynthetic process; gluconeogenesis. Lineage: Eukaryota; Fungi; Ascomycota; Sordariomycetes; Diaporthales; Diaporthaceae. The transcript has 2 exons. Bases 1 to 774 code for a protein of 257 amino acids.
AUGGCCACUCCUGUGCAGAAACAACGCCGCCGCCUGGUUGGCGUUUCAACCAAGAUGUAUUUUUCGGCACAGCGGACGGCGCAGUUUGUCUCUGACGUUGUGAGCCAGCUCGCAGAGACUCCUGGUGCCGACGCGGUCGACAUCUUCAUCAUCCCGGAUGCCAUCACCAUGACCUCAGUCAUCUCCCAGGUGAAGUCGAGCAGUGUGGCAGUCAUGGUAGGGGCGCAGGAUGCCUUCUGGGAGGAUACUGGAUCCUACACGGGCGAGGUGUCUCCCUCUGUCCUCGCAGAGGUGGGAUGCCGCAUUGUUGAGGUUGGUCACGCCGAGCGAAGGAGGCUGUUCGGUGAGACGGAUGCAGACACGGCGAGGAAGGCGGCUGCAGCUGCCAGGAAUGGGCUCAUACCGCUGGUGUGCGUCGGAGAGCGCACCAAGGGCAUGGUGAGCAUGGCAGUGGGACAGUGCGCGACACAGGUGGAGACAGUCAUGGCGGCGGUGGCAGACGCGGCAGAAGUCAUCUUGGCUUACGAGCCGGUGUGGGCCAUCGGUGCCGCAGAACCUGCGGCAGCCGAGCAUGUCGUCGGUGUGGUGAGUGCCUUGCGGGAGUUGCCAUGCGUCAAGGAGCGGCAAGGAGCCACUAGGAUCAUCUAUGGGGGCUCUGCUGGGCCGGGCCUGUUCGAAAAGCUCAAAGACUCGGCGGAUGGCCUGUUCCUCGGCCGCUUCGCUCAUGACCCCGAGGCUUUUGUCAAGACUGUUGGCGAGGUAUCGGCUGCAUGA